AUGAGUUCUAAACAGCAGACCGUAGCAGCGGCUCUGACCGACUGGAUCAACGCGUGCCCCAUCGAGCCCAAGAUAUCAGAUUUAAAAGAACUGAGCGAUGGAGUAGUUAUAGCUAAGGUCUUAUUGGAUAUCGACCCCUACUACUUCAAAACGGCGGCCGCAAGCUCCGAGGGCGGGGGAGGAGCUCCACCCGGAGCUCAUUGGGUUCUCCGAUUUCAAAAGCUCAAGAAGCUACACAAAGAGCUAACCAGGUACUAUACUGAGGCUCUUGGCCACAGACUCCCGAGUGCAGCCCCCAACUUGACCAUGAUCGCGAAGGACAGCAAUGUGGAGGAGAGUAUAAAGCUUGUCAAGAUAAUUGUUGCUGCUGCUGUUCAAAGUGAUAGGAGGGAGGACUAUAUCAAAUACAUCCAAGACCUUUCGCCGAUUUCCCAAACAGAGCUAAUGGGAGUAAUCAAUCAAAUGAUGGAAAUCGACGCUGCAGAAAAGAUAAGGGUAGAGGGACCAGGGCCGGAACAAAGCAAGACUGAGGAGACGGAUAUGGACCAGUUUCGGAUGGAGGAGGAAAUGGCAAGAUUGGUUGCGGAGAAGGAGGCUGUCGAGGCCAAGAAUCGAGCUUUGGAGAAACGAUUAGGAAGUCUACAAAGCGAUUUUGAUGAGAACCAGAGUCAUCUGUUGGUGCUGCAGGAUCAGCUUUCCAGCGGGGCGGUGGAUCAGGGGUAUGCGAAUAGAACGGACCCGAUGAUGAGGAGCCAAUUGGAUCAGCUUCAGAGUGAUGUACAGAAACUUGAAGAUGUGAUUGCAGAAAAAGAAAACACGAUCCAUGGACAUGAGAGUGUUAUUUCUUCCCUCAACAGGCGCGUGGAUGAUCUACUACCAAAGGCGGAAGCGGGGAUGAAAUAUAAGGAUGAUCUGGAUGAGGCCAAUCAUACGAUUGAUAAGCUCAAGAAAGGCCAGAAUGUAGCUGAAAAGUACCGCAGAAAGCUCGAGGGAAUGGGAGAACUUGAACGACAGGUUAAGACUUUAGAGCAGCAGCAUGCUUCGAUACUUCAAGAUCUCCAUGCCAGCCAGGAGCAUUCAAAGCAGGUCCCCAGUCUCAAGAGGAUUGUUGAACAAUAUAAGAAGCAAAUUGAUAAAAUGGAGACGGAAUAUGCCGAGUUAUUACGACACAGGAAUGCUUUGGAUGUAGAGCGUAACGUACUCAAGGAAAAGGUUCAAGGUGCCGAAAGCCAGAAGAGCAGAGACAUGGAGAGGAUACAGUAUCUCGAGGAGAGGGUCAGGGAGAUGGAAACUGGCGUUAUCCCACAAGGCUCGGAACAUGCCAAUGGUGAUUUAAAUUCGGAAUUAACCUUCUCGACAAAGACAAAAUCGGACCUCAAAAUGCAAAUUGCACGACUGGAAGCAGAGCUCAAAAACCUGAAGGAAGGUGGUGGAGUCAAUGCAGAUAAUAUGAUGUUACAACAACUACUCGACGACGCCACUCUAGCUAAGAAUAAACUGGAGCAAGAUUUCCUAGUAGCCCAUACUGACAAAUUGGUUCUUGAGGCGCAACUGACUGCUAUUCGUGGAGGUACUUCAGUCGAGGGGUCCGAUGUCAUGUUGAGGCUGCGACAAAGCCUGGUUGAUGCUGAAAAACAACUCUCCGAGUAUAAAUUGAGGUGUUCGGAAGUGGAAGCCGAGCUUUCGGCCACAAAGAGAGAACUCGUUACUGCACAGUCUGAUUUAAGCCUUGUCGAUAAAGAUAAACUUGAAAUCCUUGCAGAGCUCAAAACAUUGGUUGGAGCUGAAGUCAUUGAGCUCCGUCAAGAGCAUGAAGAAAUGAGAAUCAAAGUACGGGAGCUUGAAAUUGACGUUGAGCAGAAGAAAUCUCUCCUCAACACUGUCCUCCUCGAAAAGGACGAAAUUUCAAAGAAGGUCUCGGAACAAAAGGACCUCAUGCUUGAAAAGGAGAAGUCCAAUAGCGAACUUAAGGCUACCAUCGCUGCAUUUACGGGAUCUACGGAGGGUAGAGACGGGGCAUUGGAGAAGAGAGUGAUGCAGUUGCAGAACAAACUGGAGGAUCGCAGGGAGAAGAUGACAAAGACCCGAGAGCACAUCAAAAAGCAGAACGGAAUCAUCAAGGAUCUGAAAGAACAGCUCGAGCAGGCAGUCACAAGCACCACGGACGCGAACGUCAAAGCAAAAGAGGAGCAGCUGGCCGAGUUUAAGAGGAAGAAGAAUGAGGAGUUAGCCUUCCUCGAAAGAGAAAACACUCUAAUGGCAACAGCUUGGUAUGACCAAGCUAGUCGCUUGCAGAUGAACAGCUUUGUCCUUCAGAGGAUGGGCGACUCGCCAUCUAGCUGGCUGAACAAGCAGAGGAAUGCGAUACACAGCAGCAAAAAGAAAUAA
Messenger RNA from Morchella importuna, 2388 nucleotides. RefSeq lists its product as uncharacterized. NCBI's taxonomy places the organism in Eukaryota, Fungi, Ascomycota, Pezizomycetes, Pezizales, Morchellaceae. The record is from RefSeq and is a predicted model, not a curated record. Gene Ontology annotation, molecular function: microtubule binding; dynein light intermediate chain binding. Gene Ontology annotation, biological process: cytoskeleton-dependent intracellular transport; cytoplasmic microtubule organization. Bases 1 to 2388 code for a protein of 795 amino acids. The transcript is spliced from 10 exons. Gene Ontology annotation, cellular component: cytoplasm; centrosome.